AUGGGUGCUCAGGGCCCCGGCUGCGCUCCGCCUAUGCCCGAGGGAGGCUCAGAGGACCGUGGGCCGCGGUCCGUGGCGGGCCCGAAUCAGACACCUCCGGGGCCACGUGGCCCUGAGCCACGAACGGGAGUGGGCAGGGGGGGCGCCGACAGGGGGCGGGCCUGGAGAGGCCCAGGGCGGGAGGGCGCCGAGACCUCCGCGCCCCUCACCCCAACCCCAAGCCCAGGCAUGCACGCCCGACCGGCCGCUCGGGGUCCCGGAAACACUCCGGGCCCCCGGGCCGGGCCAGGUUUGCUGGCCAGGGUUACUGGUGUGCGGGGACGGGGAGGCUUCGGCCGGGCUGCCGGCCCUGGCCGGCGCGCCCCGUGGAAAGGUGCGGCCGGCUGGCUCGACAUGGCACAUCAGAGCGAAAAGGAGGCGCAGCGCAGGUUUUUAAAGGUGCCUGGCGGCAACCGCCUCUAUCUAAGAUCAUACCACCCUGAACGGGCCAGAUGUCUUCUGAUCGGGGAAACUAAGCAGGGUUAG
Molecule: messenger RNA, 525 nt
Organism: Rangifer tarandus platyrhynchus (Svalbard reindeer)
Lineage: Eukaryota; Metazoa; Chordata; Mammalia; Artiodactyla; Cervidae
Source: the annotation of a GenBank genome assembly